AUUAUCGUGAGAGCUCUAGAGAGGCGGGCGGUGUGGAUGCCGGUGUAGAGUGGCAGAUGCGAACCCCCAAAAUCCUAACCGCCAACCACAUCCGUCGCACUGAGCCCAUCCCUACUAUCAGACAUCAUGGCGCACCACGCUGAAGACCACAGCUAUCACCCUCAAGAUGCCAUGUCAGUUGCCAUGAAGGCUACCAUGCUGACUGGUGCUGUUGGUCUGUUCGGUUCCGCCGCUCAGAACACCCUCUCCAGACGGAACCACGGACCGCUGGGCAUCUUCAUUCGCAGCGGUGGCACCAUUGGUGUCUUUGCUGCCGUCGGUGGUACUUAUGCGUUCGUUAAGACUGCAUCCGCCAACCUGCGCGAGAAGGAGGACCACUACAACACCGCGCUUGGUGGGUUCUUCUCCGGUGCCAUUCUCGGUCUGAGACUCCGCACAUUCCCCGCUUUGCUCGGAUACGGUGUCGCCGUUUCGGCCGUUAUGACCGCAUUCGAGUACACCGGCGGUUCUCUGUUCGGAUACAAGAAGGACACAUCGGUGGACGAGUUUGACCGUCGCCAGCAGCUGCGCAAGGCGUUCCAGACUCCCGGAGAGCAGACCGUCGCCGAGUUGGGCGAGGGACGUGGUAUCUACGGCCCCGGCUAUGAGGAGCGACGCGCUGAGCGCAUUAAGGAGGCUUACGGUGUUGAGGUUCCCACAUCCCCGGUCCCUGCGUCAUAAACCUGCAUUCCUUUCGAUCCGCCUUUCCCCGUUGCUUUGUGUAAAUUAUCCCCCCCCACAUCACGCCACCUACUUCGCAUGCCGGACAAGUCAAUCCGAUUAGGUUUUCUUCUGUCUUCAGGAAAUUUCAAAC
Messenger RNA from Penicillium canescens, 853 nucleotides. RefSeq names its product Tim17/Tim22/Tim23/Pmp24 family protein. The transcript is spliced from 4 exons. NCBI's taxonomy places the organism in Eukaryota, Fungi, Ascomycota, Eurotiomycetes, Eurotiales, Aspergillaceae. Gene Ontology annotation, biological process: mitochondrial respiratory chain complex I assembly. The record is from RefSeq and is a predicted model, not a curated record. Bases 127 to 720 code for a protein of 197 amino acids.